Rhinolophus ferrumequinum (greater horseshoe bat) is the source of this 3477-nucleotide messenger RNA. RefSeq names its product ADAM metallopeptidase domain 8 (gene ADAM8). Bases 40 to 2850 code for a protein of 936 amino acids. The record is from RefSeq and is a predicted model, not a curated record. Gene Ontology annotation, molecular function: metalloendopeptidase activity; cell adhesion molecule binding. The transcript is spliced from 24 exons. Gene Ontology annotation, biological process: positive regulation of cellular extravasation; positive regulation of membrane protein ectodomain proteolysis; regulation of cell-cell adhesion. Lineage: Eukaryota; Metazoa; Chordata; Mammalia; Chiroptera; Rhinolophidae.
CGCCCCUCCCCGCGUCCCGGGCCAAUUGGCGGUGUGCAUAUGGGGGGUGGCUGGUGGCCUGGGCGGGGCGCCAGGACUAGACGGAGCGCACAGAGCCGUGUUCCCACACUGCGCCUUGGGACCCAGACUCCCGUAUCCUCCACCGAAUCCCCAGACUGCGAAUCCCCGACCCACAUCCGCGCCCCCGGACUCCAGGUUCUCGGAUCGCUGUCCGUGCCCCCAAACUCCGAACCCCAGAUUCUCAUCGCGCUCCCGGACCCCAGACGACCGGAUCCCCGACCGCGCCCCCAGACUCGGAACUGUGGCCCCCAUCCGCUCCUGGCAAUGCGCCGUCUCAGGCUCUGGCUGCUGGGCGCGCUGUGGCUGCAGGUGGUCACCUCCAGUGCCCCCCUGCCCCACGUGGAGCAGUACGAGGUGGUGUGGCCCCAGCGCCUGCCAGGACCCCGUACCCGCCGAGCCCUGCCCUCUCACUUGGGCCUGUACCCAGAGAGUGUGAGUUAUGUCCUGGAGGCCCAAGGGCACACCUUCACCCUGCACCUGCGAAAGAACAGGGACCUGGUGGGCUCGGGCUACACAGAGACCUACACGGCCGCUAAUGGCUCUCAGGUGACAGAGCAGCUGCAGAGUCAGGACCACUGCUUCUACCAGGGCCAUGUGGCAGGCCACCCGCAGUCUACCGCCAGCCUCAGCACCUGUGACGGCCUCAGGGGCUUCUUCCGGGCGGGCGCGGCCAUCCGCCUGAUUGAGCCCCUGGACGGAGGCAGUGAGCGGGGGCAGCACGCGCUCUACGAGGCACAGCACCUGCGGCAGAAGGCGUGGACCUGCGGGGUCAGCAACACCAGCCUGGAGAGCAUCCUGGGCCCCCGGACCUCAGCAGCCUUCAGGCCCCGGAACUUGCCGCUGUCCCAGGAGACCCGCUACGUGGAGCUGUAUGUGGUCACCGACAGCAGAUUGUUCCAGCAGCUGCGGAGCAGAGAGGCAGUGCGCAAGCGGGUGCUGGAGGUGGUGAACCACGUGGACAAGCUUUAUCAGGAACUCAAGUUCCGCGUGGUCCUAGUGGGCCUGGACAUCUGGAACCGGGAGGACAAGAUCCACAUCAGCUCCGAGGCCAGUGUCACACUGCACAACUUACUGGCCUGGCGGGCGCAGCACCUGGUGGGACGACACCCUCACGAUAACGUGCAGCUCAUCACCGGGGUUGACUUCACCGGGAAUACCGUGGGACUCGCCGGGAUAUCCACCAUGUGCUCCGGAGACUCGGGGGCUGUGAACCAGGACCACAGCCCCAACCCCGUUGGCGUGGCAUGUACCAUGGCCCACGAGAUGGGCCACAACCUGGGCAUGGACCAUGACGACAAAGACGUCCAGGGCUGCUACUGCCCCAUGUCUCGUGAUAGCGGUGGCUGCAUCAUGGCGGCCACAUUUGGCUCUGUAUUCCCCAGGAGGUUCAGUCAUUGCAGCCGGGCCAACCUUGAGACGUUUGUGGAAAAGCCCUAUAUAACCUGCCUGGCGAAUGCCCCAGACCUCGACCGCCUGGUGGGCGGCCCCGUGUGUGGAAAUGGCUUUGUGGAGCGCGGGGAGCAGUGUGACUGCGGCCAGCCCCAGGACUGUCAGAACCACUGCUGCAACGCUACCACCUGCCGGCUGGUGGAGGGGGCCGAGUGUGCCCAUGGCACCUGUUGUCAUGAAUGCAGGGUGAAGCCGGCUGGCACGCUGUGCCGUGCCGCCAAGAGUGUGUGUGACCUGGAGGACUACUGUGAUGGCCGGCAGCCCGCGUGCCCAGAGGACGCCUUCCAGGAGAAUGGCACACCUUGCCUGGGGGGCUACUGCUACAACGGCGCCUGCCCUACGCUGGCCCAGAGAUGUCAGGAUUUGUGGGGACCAGGCACACGGGCUGCUGUGGAGACAUGCUAUAGCUACAGCCUCUCAUCAGACUGCAAGGGCCAGGUGCCCCUUGGCUCCCGCAGAGUCAACAGGUGUGGUGUCCUGUUCUGCGAGGGCGGGCAGAAGCCCCCAGAGCAACGCUCCUGCACCCUGACCUCCUUCUCAGCUACUUGCCAGGCUCUUGUCCUGAGUGGCGGUCCUGGGUACGAGCCAGUGCCCGAAGGCACCAGGUGCGGCGAGAAGAGGGUUUGCUGGAAAGGACUCUGCGAGGACUUCCAAGUUUACAGAGACGUGAACUGCUCCUCCAGGUGCAACGGGCAUGGGGUGUGCAACCACAAGAGGCAGUGCCACUGCCAACCGGGCUGGGCCCCACCCUACUGCACAGAGCUGGUGGCUGACAUACGUACAGCAUCCGAGAGCCUCCCGAUGGGCGUGCUGGUGCCUGUGUUGCUCUUGGGGGUGCUGGUGCUCGCCGUGGCAGGCGUGGUCAUCUACCGCAAGGCCAGGAGGCCCCCCUGGUGGAGGAACGUGGUCCCCAAGGCCGCCAUGGGACGCUCCAACCCCCUGUUCCAUGAGGGGAACAGUGUGCCAGCUACGGGCAGGACUCCAGCAUACACCGUGGGCCCCCCAGAGCCGGUCCCUACCAUGCAUGCCAUCCACCCCAGCCAGCCCCCCAGGUCCACAGCUGCCGCAGUGACCCCUAAACGGCCACCCCCUGCUCCUCCGGUCGCCAUGUCCAGCCCACCCUUCCCGGUUCCUAUGUACACCCAGCAGGCACCAGCCCAGCUCCGACCUGCUCCUCCCACCAAGCCCCUCCCAGAGCUGAAGCCCAGGCAGGUGGUCAAGCCAAGCUCUGCGCCUCCAAUACCACCGGUUAAGCCCAAGGCUGGAAUGGCCAACCCUGGACCCACUCAGGGAGCUGCUGGCCCAAAGGUUGCGCUGAAACCCCCCAUGCAGAGGACGUGAUGGGCCACUCACAGCGCCCUGGGGCACUGGCACACCUGCCUGGAAGUUGCCUGUCGUUCAGGUUGAAAGAGCCACGUGAGCCUCGCGCCAGCCAACACACACCUCUGCCCAGGCCCUUGGUGCCCCCUGACGGGCUGGGUCCACUGUGAGACGUCCUAGCUGAAGAGCCAGCUUCUCGCAGCCAAGGUCGCACUCAGCAUGGCAGGGUCACAGCCCGGCCUCCGGGCUCAGGGCUCCUGGGCUGGACCCUCUGUCGCUGUGCUGAGCCCUCACCCACAUUGACCACACUUAGCUCAGUGUGUCUGCAGUCGCCAGGCUGCGGGUGCGUGCUCAGCUCCUUGUGGCAUGUGUGUGCGUGUGUCCCGACGGCCGCUGGCCGCCCUCACCAUGUUGAGGCCAGGAUCUCACUCCACCAGCUCGCAGGCCUGCCGCACUCCUGGCUGCUGCACGCCCCGUCCAGGCAGGACGGCCCUGUGUGUGCCCCGCCCCCAGCGUCAGCUUGGCACAGGGCUGCAGCCGGUGGAUUGCAUCUAUAUCCAGACGGCAAGCCCCUCAAUUUUCGGAGCCUGUUUCCCUGCGAUUUAAGAAAGCAAGCUUGUUUUUACUAUUAAAUUAUUGAUCAAGUUC